Perkinsus marinus ATCC 50983 is the source of this 951-nucleotide messenger RNA. RefSeq lists its product as hypothetical. NCBI's taxonomy places the organism in Eukaryota, Perkinsozoa, Perkinsida, Perkinsidae. The coding region runs from base 1 to 951 and encodes 316 amino acids. The record is from RefSeq and is a predicted model, not a curated record. The transcript has 2 exons.
AUGUCCAGUAUCAGGAGCAAGCACUAUGCGAGGAUCCUAAGUGUUGACGAGCGCGAUGGCCCGAUGUGGAAACUAUGCCUACAUACCUCCCUCGCCUCACUGCAAGCUGCGGAAUACACUCCCCUUAAUGUCGAAGAUCUACGUUAUCGCUGGUCAUCUAUCUCACAGAAGAAAGAUGAGUACAUCGUGGACUACGCGGCGCGAGAGUCGGCUAAGUAUGAGAACUAUGCCAAAGCUCUGAUGCACCUGGGCAUAACAGCCCCUUCUCCCUACGAAAGAUUGGUCUCUUUCGCCUCACGACUUCAACCAAACAUGAAGACUCUCCUAGGUAAGCAUAUGCGAUCCAAAGACCUGACCCUGUAUGCCUCUGAUUAUGAUUACAUCUGCCGCACUCUGAUUAAAUUGGAGAAGACCUACUAUGUGACCUAUGAAUUCGAGACGCAUGGUAUCAAGACGACACGCAAACCCGAUGACUGGAUUCCGGUUAUCCAAACCACCAAGCCUCUCUCUGGUGCAUCAGAUGGCCCAUAUAAAGGCAAACCUAAGCAUGACUGUCCUCAUUGUGGAAAAAAGGGAGUUCGCCAUCCGCCUGACCUAUGUUACUCUAAUCCCUCUGGGAAAACUAUGGACGGCCACAAAGACAAGGCUACUGAUACCUCUAGGAAUGCUGCUUCUCGCACUAUCUCUGCGGCGCAAAGCUCUGCCGUUCCACAACCCGAAACUGCGGUGCCUCAGUUCAUGGUUUUGCACUCCGGAAGCAAUAUGUCGGUUGAGGACAAACUCCAUGUGCCGUGUGCCUCCGUUUGGUUGCUGAAAGCGAGAGGAUGCAAAGUUGUCAUGGGCAUCGACUCCUCCUCUGAAGUUACUAUGGUGGAUCGAAAAGUGGUGUCAACUCUCGCUAGUCCUGGCGCAUCCCUAGAAACUAGAGAAGGACGAGAUAAGGCAAACUGA